Molecule: messenger RNA, 2330 nt
Organism: Phanerochaete carnosa HHB-10118-sp
Lineage: Eukaryota; Fungi; Basidiomycota; Agaricomycetes; Polyporales; Phanerochaetaceae
Exons: 10
Coding region: 57-2057 (666 amino acids)
Molecular function (GO): protein binding
Source: RefSeq, a predicted model, not a curated record
AGCCUCAAGUCUAACAUUCACGUAGAUAUCGUAGCAGCACAUCCCACUGUGUCUUAAUGGACCCAGAUAUCGCCCAAAUUCAAACCUCAGAGGCCCCUGAGCCUUCGGUGGAAGCGUCCGCAGCCCCUCCUCCAAAAAAACGCGCCAAGACCGCGAACAUAGCUCAAAUUCAAGGUGCUCUCAAGCGACGAGGGAAAAAGAAAUCCCUCAGCCUGCUCACAGACAUGCCUUUAGACGUGAUCUUUGAGAUAUUCAGUAAUUUGCUGCCGGGAGACCUCAUCGCCCUUUCCAGAAGCAACAAAGCCUUCCGCACGCUGCUCUUUCAUCGGUCUUCUAUUACUGUCUGGCGAUCGGCUCGCAAUAACGUGCCCGGCCUUCCUGACUGCCCUCCAGAGUUGAGCGAACCAGCGUAUGCUAAUCUACUCUUCACUACCAACUGCCACUACUGCGGCAGGCAAGGAACCCAAAUUAUUGAGUGGCUUUUGUUGACCCGGUGUUGCAAGAGCUGUCGCGAAAAUCCUGCCUUUUUCUUUGAUGCCACUAAUCACCCGAACGAUCAUAAACGAGACUGGCUAAGAUCAUACCUCCCAUCGAUAACUAGGGGCAGAAAUACUUACGUACGAAUGAGCGACCUGGCUCCCUUCCUAGAGCAAUGGGAGACUCAGGGAAACGAUAAUGGAGGAAUAGAUCAUCUUCUGAAACGGUCCAAAGAGAAGACGAAGCUUCUGAAGCAGAGGCUUCUGCCCCAUCAGCUAUGGGACGAGCAAAGGAAUCGUAAUCGCGAACUGGAGCUGGAUGCAAUCCGCAAGCAGCGACGUCGCGCCGUGUGGGAUAAGCUGUCAGAAACUGGUCUGGGCGACGAGAAAGCCUUCCUCAACAGUUCUCAGAAAGACUUCCUAAGAAAUAUGGAAGGUAUGAAAGAGCCUACCCCUCUUACAGAACGGAAUUGGUUGAAGAUCAAAGAUCCCAUUAUCAGCUGGGUACAGAGGGCGCGUAGGGAACGGAUACGAGAGCAACGAUCGGCUCCGUAUACCACCGCUAUCAAUGCUAUACGCCCCCUUCUCGACGCUUAUGGGCGUACCCGCCCGCUGACGGACUGUUUCCCGACUACCAUGGAUUUUUGCUGCAUCCCGCAAGCCCGGGCGUAUAUCGAUGAACUCGUUACCUCUGGUGCUGCACUUGACGCCGCGCACUUCACAGGUCUCAUCCCCAUUGCCAUUCAGCAGUGGCACAACGACGCCUCGCAGCAUCUUUAUCCGCUCCUGCCUCCUUGGCUCAUUGGCACGCGCCACCCGGAUGUGCUGCGCUCCGCAUUAGUCUGGUUCCACUGUGCGAGCAAAGGAUCAUAUCCCCUGCCAUGCAACGACACGACGAUAGGAUAUCCGCGCAUACUCGUGCAUACACACACGCGACACGAGCGGCGGCGCGUGGACGAGCCCCAGAGCCCCGACGACGACCUCGCAAACGCGGUCUGCGACAUCUACCUGUGCAGCUCAUAUAUGUUAGACCCCGCGCAGCUCAAGGCGAACAUUACGUUCGACCUGCACGCGAGCUUUGCUGCGGCGGAGAUCGUGCAACUGUGCGGGCUCGAUCCCUCCACGGCAUCAGCGGAAGAGAUGGACGAGCUUGACGCGCGCAUCGCAUGUGUGCCAUGCAAGGAGAUCAUAACCUGGCGUAAAGCGGUCUCCCACGUCUAUAAACCCUGUCAUGCAGGCCAGCGCGAAUGGGUCCUGCUCGACGACGCGGAUUGCGCGGCGCUCAAGAAACUCGAGGCAAAGGACAGGCCGAAGACAACGACGGGUACGUUCUGGUGCAUGCGCUGCCGCCGGUUCGAUCGCGCGAUGUGCAACUUUUUCUUCUCGCACAAAGGCCUCAAGGCACUUAAGGCGCAUAUGGAAAGGGCACAUGGUGUGGUACAGUUUAGGCCCAAAUAUGGUGUGGACUACUAUGUCCCUGAUGGCGAGCCGACGAACGACAACGAACGCCCGCUUCCCGUCAUGUAUAAGGAACUGGACUUUAAAGUGUCUACGCCUGAGCUAAUUGCUCUCGGGUGGUAAGCAGAGUUCGCGUAGUGAUUAUGGUCUCUAUACUCUAGUGCUCGGAUGGUGUAGCUUACACCGUCAUGCAGACUUCUUGUUACUAGGCUCCUUAUUAGAGUACAUGUAUCAGUUAACUGCGUACAGUAUAAGUAUAUAUCCAGACAAAGCAUCUGCGAAUCCCUUUGAGGCUGCGCCUAGUCCAUUUAUCGAUGCAUCAGAGCUUGUAAAAUACCAGAACCAACGCGUUGUCUCGCAACCCCGAGUGAACGAGCUGCAGUGGUCGUCAGGAUU